UUAGUAGGAGUAGUAGGAGUAGUAUGCCAUGUCGGACACAGCCAGCCUUUACCCCUGUUUUGACUGGCCGCUGAUGUUUCCUGUCGCGUGACUUGACGCAAACUCCGUCGAGCCCCGUCUCAGAUCGAGAGCUGGUGUUGUCGCGUCAACAUCGAAAGGUUUGUACACCACCUUUUCAUUUCCUUAACUCUUUGGUGAUUCGGCGCCUUUUGUUUUGGUCUUUAAGCUCAAAUGUUAAACUUCUGAUUGCGAAGUUUUAACCUGUUACCGCAGUAAGAGGUUAAAACUCUGCAAUCAGCCAGUUUAACGUCCGUGGGUCGUCAAGACUUUGCGAUGGUGUGUCUGUUUUGUCUUCGAUUAUUUAAGACCAAUGUUUGGUUAGUUGAAGAGCUGCACCUGGCAUUAAUUUACAAAGAAGAGGAGAUGUAUAGGAGUAUUUUAAAAGUAAGCGACUCUGAGAAAAGCACUCUAAAAUGUUGUCGGGCCUGUGCCCUGCGCUGUGAGGACAACAUAACUGCCAUUUUGUCUGGGCUCCACGGCAAAGAUGAGCUUUUCCAAAGUCACACUCUGCAGCACUUAUCAUCUUGUAAUGACGCCGCUGGACAAUUGUUUCCCCACUAACAGGUGUGGCAAGAAGUAGGGGAGACCGGGGUUAUUGUCCCUAGGGAGGGUUGUCACGUAGCUCGUUCGUACCAAAUCUUCAGAUUGUGUUGUCAGUGUUAUGUUCAUGUCAAACAUUUGGUCCGAUGAUUAUUUCUGUGUAGCCAAAUGUUGUAUCACCGAAAACACUGAGGUGAGAAGAAAUUUUUUGAAUUUUGUGGACAGGAGUAAUUUUUCGUGCAGUUGAUAUUUUGGUAUGAAAAGUUUCAAGAUGAUGAGCAUACUUACAGACAAACACUGAACAGUGGAACUCAAGCCAGAACUUGAGCCGAGUUUCAGCUUGCUAGAUCAAUCCAUGCGAUAGGUAGCACAGACUCUUUAUGAAGAGGUCAGGUGGGGCAGGUUGUCACAGACCUGCUCAAGUUAGACUGCUUGAUUGUAGCCUACUGCUUGUAGGCUACAACCAGGGCCAUUUCUGGAACCCAUGGUAUUUGUAAUUUCAACUGUUUUGCAAAAGUAAAUAAUAGGGGUUGACCUUUAUGGGUUUUUGAAUGGAUGAUACUCACAUUUACAGAAGCUGAUGUCAGGUUUAGUUUUUUUUGUUUUUACAUUUUUUUUUACAAAAUAACACUAACUGCAAGAUCUGUUGACUGAGUAAUUCACAAAAGAGUAAAAAAGGUUCAACUAACCACGCUGAAUACCCAAACUGGGCCGGCAUGUUUCUCUUGAGGGUUCACACUUUCCACACACAUGUUCACUCAAACAUGUGACCUGGCAAAUGCGUGCAGCCUUACAGAAGAGCUGAUAAGAUAUUAUGUGUGAGUUUGUUUCUCUAUGCUGGCACUAAAAUUAUAACGAAAACUCUCAUUUGACAUGUCUGCAUGCCUUGCAUGGAUCACCACAGUGGAUUCAAUCCAGUAACCGUUCAUGCAUGAGUGUUUGAUGGAAGAUGGACAGAGGUGGAGUUCUCAAGAAGAAGAAGAAGAAGAAGAAGGGUGGAGCAGAGAGGGGGGCAGACAGGAAAAGAAGGGCCCUGCACUGCAAAUCAACCAAAUGUUUGCAUGCAUUGCACCACCAGGUGAGUCAAGAGAAAAACCAAAAGGGAAUCUAUUUGACUGUUACAGCUAACAGCUUAUGUAAGGCUUGGCUGUGCCCUUUUCAGUUCUGUGUUUAAGAUAAAAGUAUAGAACUUAAGUGAUUUGUCUAAAUAUAGAAGCAAUUUUAAAAGCUGAGAAGAGAGAUAUGUGUACUAAUCAAGAGCAACCUGAAGGUACAACACUGUGUUUAACAUUAAAUUGAUAUAACCUAGGCUAUGUCAAAUCAUUCAAAUAUGUUUGUUUUCAUCAUGUGUGCUUUGAUCAAUAACAUGGAUUAUUAGUAAACUGAGACUCUUAUGGUGCUCUUUGUCCUUUGAGUAGGUGGAGGGGGAAGCAGUGGUGGUUUGAGAUACGAUAAUUAUUUGAGGUUCAUAACAGCUCAUUAGCAGUUUGUUACUAACAGCUACUAACUAACAUCAGAAGUAGGAAUACAGGAAAUGUUUUGCUGGAAAAGGUGGCCUGGAUGAGGCUUUAUGACCACUACAAUAAUUAGUUAAAUACAAAAUUCUAUGGAACACCCUUUUUAUGCCAUUUGUUGUGCACCAUGUCUAAGGUGCAUCAGUUGAGAAAGGGUGCAUUCUAAACAGAUGAGUCUACUGGAGUGAAAAACAUGCCAGUUUUACCUCCUUUUCUCGAGCCUUGUCCUCUGCCAAAUCAUAUGCAGGUGGAUUCAUUUGUUAAUGUUAAGAUGAUUUUUUUAUAUCCAGGCAUAUAAAAUCAAGAUUUAUAUAUAAGAAAGGAAUCUCUUACAAGUGCUUUUCCAGCUUUAACCAAAGUAUGACUGCGAUUACAUGCAUGUAUAAAUUUACUGCAUAUUUGAGAUAUGAUACAUUCUCUCCUAUUGAUCAAAAGGACUCAUGCAUCCUCAUGCAUGUCCAUCCACUGACUAUAAAGUGAGGGCAAAGUUGUAAUUGUCCAAAUGUUCCCCCUCUCUUUGUCCCAGACUGCAGAACUUGGACGUCGUUUUACACUGUAGAAACUCAACUCAUGGCAAGUCUGGUUCUGAACAUAGUUGCAGAUUUGCACCCGUGCACAGAUAAAGGAGCACACAGACUUUUCCUUACAGAUGUAGCCCACUCUUAGAAAUCCAUAUCUUGUGGCACGACUUGUUUCCUUUAAUUCUUCUGGAUGAAAUAGUGCUUCAAACUCUCUCGAGUCCAUGGAUGAAGCCCUGCGUGCGUGGCACCAAAGGGGUUAAAAUUGUGCGCUGGCACAAUCUGCUGGAUCGCUGUGGAAUAGUGAACUUUAAAGCCUUUGUGAUCAAGUGACUGUACAGAAAGGUUGCUAUUUGUUGUUUUGGUGCCUUAAACACACAGUGAAAAAAAAAAACAUGUUUUUAAAGAGAGUCUAUCGUCCGCAUUUCAGACAAACAAAGAUGGAUGGAGCUAAAAUGUGUCAAUAGAGUUCUAUGGGCAACACAUUUUUUUGAUUUGAAGAAAAAUAAAAACUAAAAAAAUAGAAAAAUAAAAGCUAAAUUUGAUGCUUAAAGCUUUAAAAAUGUGACUGUGAGCUCAAAUAAUGAUAAUAGAAAUGAUAAAUGUCCUCAAAACAGACAUUAAAGGAACCAAGAGUUAAUUAUUUUUUAAAAGGGUGUGUGUGAAGUCUUACAUGGACAGGGGUAUCAUAAUCAGUACAAGCAAUUUGAUUUGUAGUCGCUAAAAACCUAUUACAUUGAAAGCACUGUGAGGAGUUUUUGAGUGGAAGGCUUCAGAUGUGAUCUGAUGCUGGGGGCUUUUAAAAACCUUCAAAAGAAAACAAGACCAUAUUUGAUAAGGCUGAAUUUCUCAUUACAAUGCCUGAAACUACUGUAAAAGACUAUGAUGUUGCUGAUGCUUGCUCAUCGAACAUCCUAUAUUGAGUGCACAUUAAAACACUGGAUCCAGGAUUCAGUUUGACGGUUUAUUUGCUCGUCUUCAGUGGAUGAUUUUUUCUGUACAAUCAAAAGGAAUAGAAACAAGAUGUAUCAACAUAAAAUAUUACAAAAAAGGGGGACUGAUAAAGUCAAAUGAAUUGUAAAUUGGUUAACUAAUCUUACAUCAUAGAUGCAUCCACUUCAGGGCUUUAAAUCAAUACAUAUGCGUUUUAGGGUGACAGGAAUCUAAAGAAAUAAUAUUUGAGAAUAAACCAUAUUAGAAACAAUACAAAUAAGGAGAAUACAACAACAUUUGGUAAGGCUUUGUCCGUUUCACACUCACAUUCAGACUCCCUUUGUUCAGUGCUGCUCUUGUUCAGGAUGCAAAAGGGAGAGCAGGCCUGAGGGCUGGCUUUUAUGGUGUUGGGGCUGUGGUUUGGCGUUGAGUGACAGGGGAGUCAGGUAUGGAGAUGGUGAGGUGAGAAUUUGGGAUUUAACAACUACCAUGCCCAUCAUCUGGUUGUAGGUAAACUGGUGUCUGUGCUAAUCAUGUGCCAUCAUGAGUAAUGUGUGCAUUCUUUCUCUGCAGGUGUGUCAGUGUGAAAGUGGAAGCUUUUUCAUGGAUCACAGUGAGGACACAGGGGAGGACACCCCCACCUCUAAAAUCCCCUCAUGUGGGACAGGAUCUGAAGCUCAUAGGUCAGAUAAAUGUUUGUUCACCACUCUUCUCUGAGACAGAAAGGGUCAGAUUCAGCAAAGGUUUUGCGUGUAAAACGCAUAUAAACGUCAUAGCACCUAAACCAGGGGUGGGCAAUCAUGUGUCAUGGAGGGCCGAGAGGCUGCAGGUUUUCUGAAAUCACCUGGUGGAGUUUUGGGUUGGAAAGAAAACCUGCAGCCUCUCGGCCCUCCAUGGCACAUGAUUGCCCACCCCUGAUCUAAACAAACAUGCAGCACACACAUUGUCAAAUCAGGGGCCUGUUCUACGAAGCAGGAUUACUGCUUAGCGAGGUAACUUCGAGGGUAAGUUCAGGGUUUCCUGUUCUACGACGCGGGUUUACUUCUUAACGAGGCGAGUCUCCAUGGCAACGUACGCUGAAUAGCUAACCUGCUCCGGGGCAGGUUAGGUUCCAGAUGACCACUGACCAAUGAGCUCUCUCGAAAAAGGGCUUGUCCGUUCUUGAAUGAAUGGGCAUGGGCUGCAUGGGCUGUGUGAUCACAGACAACAUCUCGGUACUAUUUAGUAGCAGUGCACGCCCCUUGUAAUAACCCCCGUAAAUACUGUUGUUCAGGACUGCUUACUUGUGCUUCCUACCCACUGUAACAACCGUUGUUCUAGCCCACAUGCAACAUUUUUGUUCUCAUUCAUGAAACGUUUAAAUCAGGGACAUUUUUGGGGACAGCUUUAGCCGGGGACAGAUCAUCCAAUUCGGGGACCCGGCCCCCGGAAAUCGGGGACGUCUGGUCACCUUAGUUAAAAGCGCAUGUUGAUCAGUGCUAUUGCAGGGUGAUAAUGGCAUCAAAGAUUAAUUUUCUGCCAGCAUUCCUUCCGUGCUUUUGCAGCGGCGACGGUGUUGCUUUUGAGGUUUAUGAUAGUUUUGAAUUCUUCAUACUUUCUCAUGAUUGUCUCCUGCUCCUCGUUUGUAAAGUCCGCAGUCCUUUGCUCUCCGGCCUGCUCUGACGCUCCAGACUGGUCCAUGUUUGCGAUUGGUCAGAUGCGGCGGGCUCCGCCUUACAUGCGUGCACGUGCUCAUAGCAAAGCUGGAUCCACUUUUGAGGUUGAUAACCAGCGUCGUAAGACCGUUUAGCGAGACUGCUGGCUACUGCGCUAAGUUGAACGAGGUAGCUCCAAGGCUACCUCGCUAGGUUGAACUUGCUUCGUAGAACAGGCCCCAGGUGCAUUUGCCCCAAUCAAUACACAUUAUGGAGUGUUUCUGCCUUUGUGUGUGAAAUAGUGAGGGGGAGAAAAUGUAAUGCAGUUUUUCUUUGUUGAUCACCAGCAAAAAACACCAAGAAAACAUGCAGUUUGUUGGCACUGGUUAAGAGGAAUCUCAGUAAAUAAGGCCCAAAGUGUUUGACUCCGAAGUCCAAACAAAAACAUGAAUGUUGUCAGGAGUGUGCAGUUGUGAAACAGAGCUGAACAAAGUAAUCUCAGAUCAAAGAAAUCAUCACAAGAAAGUGACAUGACAGUUUCAAGAUGACUCACGCAACAGGAAUGUAGGUGGUGAAUCCUUCCUUCUUGAUAUUCCUCACUUCUGUCUGCUUUAUUUCUGUCUUUCUACAUUUGGUCCUGUCUGACCACCUCCUCAAUCUGGUCUUGUGAUUAGAUGUAGCUGGUUGGUGGCUGCUCUUAUGUCAGUUAUGUAAUGGAUUAUAGAUAGUUGGCAUGUGAUUAUGAGAAAUUUCCACAGGGAAGUGGGCAGCAGUGUGUGUGUUAGCGCUGAGCGAAGACAUGCACAUAAGUGAUCUUGCUGGUGGGGUGAUGAAACUGAUGUGAUGCUUUUUCCUCUGAACAAAACACAAAUGUAACUUAGCGAAGAAAAGCACAAAUCCCUCAGACCGAGAUGCUUAGCUCUCUUUUUUUCCGGGGACAAUCUAAUUUUAUGCUCUGCGCCUGUAUGUAGAUGACCUCUGAUAGGACUUUUAUCAGUGGAUGUCCUCCACAUUUGCCUUCUUGUCUUUGGUUCUAACUCUCCUCCUCCAGCAUUUACUGUCUCUCCUUAGCUGUCCUAGCUUACAAAGCUUGAAACCAAAAAAGAAAGAGAAAAAAAAUGUAAUGGGCUUUUCUUUUUUUUUUUAAAGGCGAUGUCUUAAACCAAGCAAUUAUUAAAAUAAUUACACAACCUAAUUUGUCUUCUAUACAGUCAAAAAAUUGACAAACCAAUAAAGUCCACAAGGAGCUGAAAACUUGUCUUCACUUGAGUUUAUGUAGAAAAGUCUCUUGAGUGGAAAAUUAUGACCUGUCAGAAAUCCCCUGGUGUUCCCCUGUUUUUCUCUGCUGCUGUCUUCCUCUUUUCAUGGGUCUGUGUUGUCAGUAUCUGUGUUCUUCUUCACUCUAAACCAAGACAGGAAAGCAUAUGCUUAUAGUUUUGUAAUCGUUGUGUGUACCUGUUGUUAGUCUAAGGUUCCUGUCAUUUGUCUUUCCUAAAAAGAAAAUAAAAACAGUGUUCCUCAGGUCAGUUCAGCGCCGCUAAGCUGAAGCUUCAAACUCUGCAAACACAGUGACAUCUAGUGGCUUUAAGACUGUACAGCAUACAUGGGUCACGUAUCCCUGAUUUUCUUCAUUUAUUUAUUUAUUUAUUUUCAAUUUUGACCAUUUUUGACAAUUUUUGGCAGCAGUUUAAGAUUCACAAAUCUGUUGGGUGUGGUUGUAAGAGCACUGUGGGCUCAUGUCUUCCACCUCUGUGCUAAUAUUUCAUAGGUGCACUAAGUGUCUUGGAGCUGAUAUUUGUUAAAUGACUUUGUUACCUUUAAUACCAGUUGAAUGUGUAAUAAUUAUUAUUACUAUCCAUAGACUUUUCUUCUGAUUUAAACUCAGACUAAUUUCUUUCUUACAGGAGCCGGCUGAGACAAGUCCCUCCUGGACCUCUGUCAGGUUGUUUGUCCAUGAAAAGUGAUCAGUCGAAGGGGGACCCUAUUGCAUUUAGAAAAGCUGACAAUGAAAGGUAAGAAACAGAUAUUUCUUAGUUUUAGUCAGUGUUUGAAGAUAAAACCGUCUACUGAAACUGGAUGUUGGAGUCAUACAGAUCUAGACUAAACAAAUUCUGCUAAAGGCUGGCUGUCUUAGAGCAGAGGUGGACCUGUAAAAAGUCCCUGUGGCAAGAGGAUGGAAGAGAGAUUCAGAAAUACGAUCUGCUGUGUUAACAUAAUAUCAAGGUUGUAUAUUACUUGAACAGGAAAUCACUUAACCGUGAGCUACAACUCGUAAUUGAAACCAAAAAGUUCACUGAAGAUACAAGCUUCAGAGUCUCAGAUACAUCUACUAAUCUCAUAAUUAAACAGUCCCUCCAGGAAUUUGCAAUGUUGCAAUUGCAACUAUUAACGCAAAGUCAACAAAUCACUGUGAAUUCAGCAAGGCACUGCAAUUUCGUCCAUUCAUGGCGAAUUUCCCGUAAAUUUGACCAGUGAACUUAGCCCCCUUUUGCCCACGCCUCUACAUGAUCUGUACGCAGUGGCGCUCCUGUCAUUAGGCAGAGUAGGCGGCUGCUAGGGGCGCCCGCGAGCAGAAAGGGAGGGGAGAAGAAAUUUUUUUUUUUAAUAUAAAUACUUUUUGUUUCGCAAUAUAAAACAACAACAAAAAACACAGCAAUCUAACAACAGUGCAUACAGUCGUAAAGUCUUUAAACAAUGGCUAAAUCAUUUAUAUAUUUGGGCUUAAGUGUCUGUCUACCUGCAACCUGCCUGCAAUUUCGGCACGGUCCCCAAUGGAAUGCACACAGGACAUGACUCCUCCCUGCCCCCCUGCUCUCUCCCUGUAGUCGUACUGUGCUUGCCACUGAGGUAGGUUGGGUUGGUAACUCUCUCUCUGUUUAACUCAACUAGUUACAGCCAGGUAACUUGUAACACAACACACCAGCAGCGCCGCCGUGGCUUAUGCAUUGCCACCACCAGUUCACCACACAGAGAGACCACACCAAGCACAGCCAACAAGGCAAUAAUAAGCCAAGGCAGGCCAGGCAGAGCAGCGUUAACUAUCAUCAUGGCUUAAUGCCUCAGCUGUUAGGCAACAACAUGCUUACUUGCCGAGGCAUAAUGCCUCAGUGCUUGACUUCUCCAAAGUGAAAAGUCAAUUCAUUCAAAGUCGUCAGAUCAUGGCAGUCCAGCAUGUUGCAGAGUGCAGAUCAAAAACAUAACAUACUAGCUUAGUAAAUCGUUGUGUCAAGCCAUUUGCUGAUGUUUUAUUUGAAGUUACAGAUUUAUAGAUUUAAGGGGGAUUUAUUAAGACCCCGUUCCCGCGGCCGGUGUUGUGCCAUAGAAUGCACCCCUGCUGUAGAAUGCCCCCCUGACGGGAGCGCAGUUGAAAGUACACUACAAGGCGAAAUAAUCGUUUUCCUUACCGUUAGACUGAUUCUAAAGCGUGUGCCUUUAAUGAUUUCAUUCAGGCUUUUCAGAUAUGCCGAAAACAACAGCCCUCUGAUUCUAAAUAUUUGCUGCCCCGAAAAUAUAAUGUUCUCUACCUUAACAGCUUACUGUACAGUUUAUAUAUCCAAGUACACCUCUGUAUGUGCAUUUUUUUAAAUACCUAAAAACAGAACGAAAGUUUGCUGCCCCAUUUGACAUGUUGUCAUGAUCCAAUACUCGUGUUUUUUUUUAAAUAUGAGAUCAUUUUUCAUUUUCAUCUAUUGGCUUUUCUUCCUCUUUUUUUCCUUUCUUUUUUGAGCUGAACAGACUCAUGAUUUACACUAAAUUAUCAGUGCAGUGAUGACUGACUGACUCAUCAUGAAGAUAUUUUACAGAUAUUUGCCACUUGUUUCCUUGGCUGAGAUUUAAUGUCAGUGCUGCUGUGUUUUGAGCCCUUUUGUUUUCCUUUGAGGAUGUUGUGGGCUAGAUUGAGGUUGCCCAGGGUAUUUUGUAUAUGGCCCUGUUUAUUGUAGUACAGUUACUACAUAUGCAUAUUGCACUGAAUAUUUGCACUCUUUCUAGUUUACAUACUUUACUAUUAGUAAUUUGCUGUGUUUGUAUUUUUCUAUAACAUUGUAUUUUGUACUAUUACCUUAUUUAUAUUGCAAUUUAUAUUUUUGACACUUGUUUUCCUUGACUGAUGUUAAAUUACAAUGCUGCUGUAUAUGUCUUUUGAGCCAUUUUGUUUUCCUUUGAGGAUUUUGUGGGGUACUGUUGAUUGCGGUUGUCCAGGGUAUUUUGUAUAUGGCUGCUGUUUAGUUUAUUGUAGUACAAUUACUACAUUAUGCAUAUUGCACUGCAACUGCGGUUUUAAAAUUCCAACAACUUGAAGAUACCCUGUGUUCUGUGUGAGUUUAUGAUGAAUAUUUUGUGGUUGGUCUAAUAAGUUGCACAGGGUCGGGUUUGUGGUUGGUCUAAUAAGUUGCGCGUGGGGGGCCACCAGAAAUCCUGCCUAGGGUGCCAAGUUGCUUAGGAACGCCACUGCCUGUACGUCAUCAUAUUUACUUGUUUACAUUGAGGAGAUGAAGACGUGCGACAUGAAUCGCUCACAUUUACCAACAAAUAUCUCCACCAAAGUCCAUGCAAGUCAAUUUCCAGAUGUGUUACAUGAAAGCGGAGGUAAACUCUUCUGCACUGCACUGCCUGCAAUAUUGUGGUGCAACACAUGCGAAAGUCGUCGCUCGACAGACAUUUUUUAACUGCAAAACAUGUUAGGAGAACAGCUGAAACUUAAAAGAGGACAGACGAGACAAGUCACAAUGACAGCGGCUGUUUCAUCCAGAGCAAUAGCAGUGGCUGAAAGGGUCAAGGUAUGUGUGGAAUCCACACUGUGGAUAUACUCUUUAAAGCAAUAUAAGUGAUAUAUGCUUUCAUUUAUGUAUCAUCUAGUGUGCGCGUGCGUGCGUGCGUGCGUGUGUGUGUGUGUGUGUGAAAAUAGUAAUUCAACUUGGUGCUUACAUUUACACUACAGGCUUAAAGUUUGGAAGCAAGAUCGGAUUUGUACAAAAAAGAUCAUAGUUUCAUAUAAUUUGCAACACAAUAAACAUGACUAUUGUGUAAAGAGUAACUUAUCAGAAGACAUUUUGACUAUAAUUAUUAGGUAUUUGAGUUAUUGUUGCUUAGACUUUGCUUUCUUUAAAGUAACCUCCUCUGGCUUUAACAAGAGUUUGGCAUAUACCAGGCAUUCGUUCCACAAGUUUUCUAAGGUAUGUUCCAGGGAUUGUAUUCCAAGCUUUCUUAAGUUCUUUAAAAAGAGACUGCUGAUUCGUGGGACGCGUUUUUCUGACCGAUCAAUCCAAUUCAUCCCGCACAAGCUCAAUUGUAGAAAGGUCUGGAGACUGAGGGGGCCGAACCAUAUUUUGAAGAACACCUUCCUCUUCUUUUUUUGUCUAGGUAACCCUGACAGAGCUUGGCAGAGUGCUUAGGGUCAUUGUCUUGCUGCAAAACAAACUUAUGAGCCACAAGUCUGAGUCCAGAUGUAACAGCAUGGUGCUGGAGGAUGGAGUGGUACUGUUCCUUCUUUAUGAUACUCUUUACUUCAAACAAAUCUCCUUCUCCAUCACCUGCAAAACAUUCCCAUACCAUGGAACUACCACUUCCAUACUGAAUUGUGGGUGUAACACAUGGUGCUUUCAGACGUUCACCAGUUUGUCUGCGGACAUAGACUCUGUGUUUUGAACCAAACAGUACAAACUUGUUUCUCGUCAUCAUAAGUCCAAUUUUUGUGAGCUUUGGCCGACUCAUAUCUCUUGUUCUUGCUCUGUGGACGAAGUUCUGUUUUUUUGCAGAUACACAACCCUUCAGACCAGCCUUUCUCAAACAUCUUUUCACGGUUGUCAGAGAUAUGGGUUUCGACCUUAUCAUGUUGAUUUCCUCCCUUAUUUGUGGUGCUGUCUUUUGUCGAUCUCUCUUACUGGUGACAAUGAUGUGUUUAUCCUCUGCUUUUGUAGUAACUCUCUUUCGUCCAGGUAUUUUUCUAUCAUCAUGACUUCCAGGUUCCUCUCGUCUCUUCAGGAUGUAGUGGACUCCUUUGUUAAACACCUUUAGGCGUUUUGCAAUUUCUCUUUCUGUGUACCCUUCUUUCCUCAAUGUACAAAUCUGUGCUUUUGUUUCUUUACUCAGUUGCUUCUUUCUAGCCAUUUUUGCGGUAGUUUGAAUGCAGUUGAGAUUUAUUAGGAUUUUUGUAUGCAGACUCUGAAAAGCCAAAAAGUUGAAGUGAAUAAUCCAACUGUGAUUUUUUUUUUUUUGCUUUUGCACUGAAGUUGUGACUCUUGCAAAUGUUUUCAACCCUAAAACUAAGCCCUUAUUAUCUUUUGCUGACAAAUAUUUAGCAAUGGUCUGUUAACAUCAAUGUAUAUCUAAAGGUAAAUGGAGUGAAAUGGUGCAUUUCCAUGAAAGCAACAUCUGAUCAUGGAGUAAAUACAUCCCAAAAUACAUAAAACUCAUGCUGGAUUUUAAAAAAAGCAUUGUAAACAAAAACUUGAAGUUACUCCCAACUGUUCAGCUUGUAAUGGUCUUGCUUCCAAACUUUUGGGCUGUAGUGUAUGUUUUUCUAAAUUAUAAGAUAGAAUGCAACCCAAGUUUGGCUGCCCUGUGUGCUGGUCUCUCUGUGUGGCUGUGAGUCUCUGUGCAUGCCUGUCUGUCUCUCUGUGUGGCUGUCUGUGUUUCAGAUAUCACCCAGAGAUUCAGAGCACUCUGUGUGGAAAAUAUCAUGCAUUAAUCUCACGGUUUAAGGCUAAAAACUCACAAAAGACUGCAGUAGCUAAUUUGCAAUUGCCCUUGUUCCUGUGAUUUUAGUAAAAGAAGGCUCAAAUGAUCGCAACUUGCAAUGCUUUCGAAAAGCUGCCACAAAAUCAGGCAUUUUAGGCCACAACAAUCACAAACAAAGCCUGCGAAAUCCUGAAGGGACUGAUUUAGUCUGUCAUUAUUUUUUUUUCCCGUAACCAAAGAAGUCCUUGGCUGAUGAUGAAAGGUGAUAAACAGAGAAGUUUUGUUUAGACUAAAAAAUUUCUAUCACUUUUGUACUAAAACUGGAUGUUUAUCUAAAAUGGGUGUGUUUCAGGCUCCAGCAGAGGAUACCAGAUUCUUCUAAGCCCAGCUGCAUGUCCCUCAAGUCUGACCAGUCCAAAGAAGGAUACAUUUACUUUGAAAGAGGAUCUCCAUCCCCUGGACAGAUGUAAGUUCAGUUGGUGACUGGACUGAACUAGGGCUGGAACAGUUCCAGGCUGUCUGCAUUUACACAACUUUGGGCAUGCAGGUCAUUGCAUUUGCAAUGUGCACAUAACUAUGGACAUAAUGGCUAAUGGAUAGAAGCUCUGAAUCCAUGAUGCUCAUGCCUAACCAUCAUUUUCCAGCUCUAAAACGCUGACUCUAAUCACAUUCAGCUACAUUUGAAAUAAAUUAGAUCAAUUAAACUGUGACCUGACUCUUGCACUACACUUCAACUGGCCAUUGACGCUCCUCCUGGGAGUUGCCCUUCGCUGUCUUUAAAGAAAAAGUUUAAGUCUCAUUCUUUUACAACGAACAGUUUUCUUGGUGCUUUUUCAAGCAAACCUUACAGCCUGGCAGCAGUCCAAGAGUUUUCUUUGUGUCACUAUGCAGAGGUGUGCCAGACUUUGUGACUGGGGUGGCACUGUGGGGGUGGCCGGGGGCAUCUGUGCAUGCAUAUUAUCAACGAUUUUAUCAACUCUUUCUGUUUUAGUUUUUUGCUCCGAACACAAUUAUCCAAGUCUUUUAUAAUAUUCCAGUGUAUGAUUUUAGUACAGUAAUAUAUUAUAAGUAAAGCUGCAUUGGCAAGUCUAAUGGACUUUAAGUAUAUUUGUCUAGGCUUUGUAAUAAGAUGCAAUAACAUAAUCCUGUUUUUGUUCCCAUGACAGGGGCAUUUGCAUUGUUACAGCAGUAAUGCCAAAUAUACAUUAAAUGUGAAGAAGUUAUUGAGCAUGAAAAACUUUAACUAUCUGAUGAAGUGCCAGAAUAAUCUGGAAAGUAAUUGGUUACUAAAGAAAUCAAUUACUGCAGCUUUAGACUGGAGAUGCUGCUGUGAAAAACCUGCAGUCUCAGAGCGGGAGGAUCUGACAAAGAUGCCCAUGGGGUGGCCAGACACUUGCAAAAAUCUUUGGGUGGUAAAAAUAUGAGCAGAUGUAAUCACAAGACCAGGGUUUACUCUUUUUGUCAGUCAUAGUUUAAAACUGAAACCAAACAAUAUCAAGAUUGCACAUCUGGGAAAGGUCAGAAAAUUAUGUUUCCAGAGGAUCAUGAUCAAUGAACUGAAAAGGUUCGGCUCAAUUUGGCAUGAUACAAUACUCAUAUGUUCUCAUUGACACUGAACGGUGGAGCUAGAUACACAACAAAGGGAGAAGGGAUCAUACUGGGUCAUAUCGCUCUAAACUUGUUAUUUGACCAGGGAAUUUACACACCUAAGUGUAUUUUAUCCUUGUCUGUUCAAGAGACACUGGCUGAGCAGUGAGAAGAGCACAGACAUGGAUGAAUGGGAAGAAGGACAAGUUUGGACAAAAAGAAGUACUUCCUGUAGCCUGAUCUCACUUAGUAAUUAACAGCUUACCUGCUGCCAACGCAUUUGAACUCAAAAGUGCACUGUACGCCAUAUGACGAGUUUUGCAAGUUAUAAUUUUUUUUACUGAAUAGAUGUGCUGGACCCAACUUGAUGACUCCUUUUGUUUCUGUGUGAAAAAAACUCAGACAGGGAGAGGGGAAAGGCUCAGGGCCCAGGGGAUGCUCUCAGGACUUAAGAGAACCAAGAGGACUUAAUGAGUAGCUACAAACUCCUGAGGAUUCUGAGUCAAGCUUUCCCUCUCCAUGGAGUCAUUUGAUUUACAUGGAAAUACUACUAAAUGGAUGUCUACCUCGUCUUUUUCUCUGUGAGGUGGGGUAGAAUAAAUGAUAAUUUCUUAUCAUUUUUUCAUAGACCUACCCAGCACAGCCCGGAGAUUCCCAAUGGAGAGGCUGCCCAGCAGGAUCAGUCAUGCCUAGACUCCAUUUUUAUGGUAUGUGCAUAUGCACAAACUGCUUUUAAACCUGUUUUCCUCACAGUUAUUCCUCAUCUGCACUUUCACACACCAAUGAGUGUUUUCAGCUCAAAUUAGUUUGUUCCAUGAUUUUUGUUUGACUGUGUUCAUUCCAUAUUUUGUUUCAGCUGCUGGGGGCAAAUAUUAUGACUUUUGUUGAAGAUGAGCUGAAACAAACCCAAAAGGCUUUGAGUUCAGACAACACAGAGUAUUCAGAGAAUCCGAGGGAGAAAGAGGAGGAAGAGCAGGAAAGGAGCAACAAAGCAGCCCUAAGGAAGAUUAUGGUGAACUUCCUGAGGAGGAUGGAGCAGGAGGAGCUGGCUGACUGUCUGCAGAGCAGUAAGAGGAUUAAUAAUGAUAAUAAUGAUAAUAAAGUCAGGUAGGGAUGGGAAUCAAGAAUGGGUUUUUGUUGAGAACCGGUUCCAAAUGGUUCAAUCCAUCGACAUUAUUUACAUUUUAUCUUAAUGAUUCCUAUCUUCCUGGUACCUUGAAAAAUGGUCUUGCGAGUGCCAGUCUACGCAAACAAAAACAAAAACAGAGACAGAGAAAAAAACAUGGCAGAUGGUACAAAAAGUAGGCAGAAAUGAUCUAAAGCGUGGCUUCAUUUUACAAAGAAAGAUGGAAUCAGCGCAACUUUCAACAUAUGUGGAGCAGUGAUAACAUGCAAAGGUGGAAACACCAGCAACAUACUUAAACAUUUGUCAGUGGGGCAAAGCAACAAAUAUAAGGAGUCAUAUGUAUUCGAUACUCUCCGCCGGUCGUCAGCCACUGCUGCUCCGUCUCAGCACGGCAUGGAAGGUACAUUGUUUGGGUGAAUAUACGUCCUCUUUUACUAGGACAUAUCCUCUUUUUGGGGGGGCUGUCCAGGGGGAGUUUAUAAAAUUCUUUAAAUGUCCGGAACAUGUAUUCAUUCAAUAUAAAACUGAUGCAACGCACGCAUGCACUUUCUUUGGGAAUUCAGAAUACACGCUUCUCUGAGUUAGAAGCGCAUAAAAAACACUCGACCCAACCUAAAAAACCCUCAAAAUUUCACACACAAGUCCGCCCUGCAUAGUAGUUUUCUCUUUUUGGGGAUUCAGAAUAUGGUCACCUUAAUGUAUGUCCUGUGUUAACAUAAGCACAAUGCAUGCCAGACUUGACAAAGUAUUAUGUUUUUGACUUAAUACCAACCAAAGUAAAUGUUGAUGACAUACAUCUUUUUCUAUUAUGAGAGACGCAAUUAAAUUUUGAGUUAAUGGUGAAAACCUAUAAUCUACUUUUUUUUAAAUCAAAGAAAGGCAUUGAUAAGGGAAUCGCUAAGGAAUUGAAAUGGUAAGCAGAAUCGAUAAUGGCAUUGAUAUCGAUAAAAUCUUGUCAAUUCCCAUCCCUAAAGUCAGGUAGGUGUAAAUGAUAGAACAUGACCUUUGGCAGUCUGUGCAUUGAGUAAGAGUGUGCAGUUUGGCCACUCUGCUCCUGCUUGUCAGAGUUAACUUAUUCAAGUAACACUCUGCAUGUGUACAUGUUGUUUAAAAAUGUAUGUCUUGUCUGAGUCUGACUGAAACUGGACUUUUAAAAAAUCGCGUGAACACGUUUGUCCGACUGAAAUCUCCCUUAAUCAAACUUCGUAAAGUCGAACUUGCAUUCUUGGAUAAUGUGGUGGGGGACCGUUUUUCUCUGUCAUGUAUAUGCUCAGUUGGACAAAAACUGGCCUAGGUGUUCUGAGUAUGCUCCAGUGUUCACACGCAAGUCUUUGAGCCGGGACUUGAAUAGCAUGUACACACGUGGACAAAAUUGUUGGUACCCCUCAGUUAAAGAAGGAAAAACCCACAAUUCUCACUGAAAUCACUUGAAACCUACAAAAGUAACAAUAAAUAAAAAUUUAUUGAAAAUUAAAUAAUCAAAAUCAGCCAUUACUUUUGAAUUGUUGAUUAACAUAAUUAUUUAAAAAAAACAAACUAAUGAAAUAGGGCUGGACAAAAAUGAUGGUACCCAUAACUUAAUAUUUUGUUGCACAACCUUUUGAGGCAAUCACUGCAAUUAAACGAUUUCUGUAUUUGUCAAUGAGCGUUCUGCAGCUGUCAACAGGUAUUUUGGCCCACUCCUCAUGAGCAAACUGCUCCAGUUGUCUCAGGUUUGAUGGGUGUCUUCUCCAAAUGGCAUGUUUCAGCUCCUUCCACAGAUGUUCAAUGGGAUUCAGAUCUGGGCUCAUGGAAGGCCACUUUAGAAUAGUCCAACGCUUUUCUCUCAGCCAUUCUUGGGUGUUUUUGGCUGUGUGUUUUGGAUCGUUGUCCUGUUGGAAGACCCAUGACCUGCGACUGAGACCAAGCUUUCUGACACUAGGCAGCACAUUUCUCUCCAGAAUGCCUUGAUAGUCGUCAGAUUUCAUUUUACCUUGCACACAUUCAAGACACCCUGUGCCAGAUGCAGCAAAGCAGCCCCAAAACAUUGCUGAGCCUCCUCCAUGUUUCACCGUAGGGACAGUGUUCUUUUCUUCGUAUGCUUGGUUUUUGAGUCUAUGAACAUAGAGUUGAUGUGCCUUACCAAAAAGCUCCAGUUUGGUCUCAUCUGUCCAAAGGACAUUCUCCCAGAAGCUUUGUGGCUUGUCAACAUGCAUUUUUGCAAAUUCCAGUCUCGCUUUUUUAUGAUUUUUUUUCAGCAGUGGUGUCCUCCUUGGUCGUCUCCCAUGAAGUCCACUUUGGCUCAAACAACGACGAAUGGUGCGAUCUGACACUGAUGUACCUUGGCCUUGGAGUUCACCUUUAAUUUCUUUGGAGGUUGUCCUGGGCUCUUUGGAUACAAUUCGAACGAUCUGUCUCUUCAAUCUGUCAUCAAUUUUCCUCUUGCGGCCACGUCCAGGGAGGUUGGCUACUGUCCCGUGGGUCUUGAACUUCUGAAUAAUAUGAGCCACUGUUGUCACAGGAACUUCAAGCUGUUUAGAGAUGGUCUUAUAGCCUGCACCUUUAAGAUGUUUGUCUAUAAUUUUUUUUCGGAUGUCCUGGGACAAUUCUCUCCUUCGCUCUCUGUUGUCCAUGUUCAGUGUGGUACACACCUUUUCACCAAACAGCAGAGUGACUACUUGUCUCCCUUUAAAUAGGCAGACUGACUGAUUAUGAGUUUGGAAACACCUGUGAUGUCAAUUAAAGGACACACCUGAGUUAAUCAUGUCACUCUGGUCAAAUAGUUUUCAAUCUUUUAUAGAGGUACCAUCAUUUUUGUCCAGCCCUAUUUCAUUAGUUUUUUUUUUUUUUAAAUAAUUAUGUUAAUCAACAUUUCAAACGUAAUGGCUGAUUUUGAUUAUUUAAUUUUCAAUAAAUUUUUAUUUAUUGUUACUUUUGUAGGUUUCAAGUGAUUUCAGUGAGAAUUGUGGGUUUUUCCUUCUUUAACUGAGGGGUACCAACAAUUUUGUCCACGUGUGUAUGUGUUUCUAGGAAGCUGAGUAGUAAACAGAAUCUCGACAGAUGAAGAGAGUAUGUUUGUACGUUGAGGCAGUUUUAUCUUGUCUACAAAUGGUAUAAAGCUGUUAAAAGGAUGGUAUUUUUAUGAUGUACAUGCUCUUAGCCUCUUGCUAACCUGUUUUGCAGAUUGUUUUGAUAUGUAAUACUUCAGUUGGGAGAUGACCUGAUAGUUCCAUCAAGAAAGGGGGCAUGUCAUCACCUACUGUAGCAGAGGCGGACAUAAUUCUGUCUAUAGUUUAGAUUUUUGCCCAGUGCUUGUAAACUGAAACAAGGACAGUAGUCCAGGCAUGUAAAUGUACUGACUGGCAGUCAUAUUGAGAGAGUCCAGUGUUUGAUUUCUGCUGUUAUCAACGACAAGUCCAAAACAACUUCGCAACUAAUGCUGGUUUGGAGAGCUGGGUGACCCCUUAGAUUUAAAUUUGGAUUACGAUUUUGGCUCCUCAUGCUAAAAAAAAAAAAGGUAAUCAAAACAGAAUCUGAACGUGCCACCCUGUGUGUCCUCUGUUCCAGCCCGUAUAUUGAUGUUUUAAGAUGUUACAGAAAAUCUCUUAAAGACAGAGUGAUUGGUGAGACUUGCAGCCUGUGAUCAAAUGUAAGCAGAACCAGAGCUGAAAUCUUUAUAUUCUUUUCUGACACAGUGUAAAAAUAUUGUGUGUUUCUUUAGGAUUCCCUGAUCAAGACUGUUUGCACCGUAAACUGAAAUCUAACCUGAAAGAGAAGUUCCAAUGUGUGUUUGAGGGGAUUGCUCAAGCAGGAAACCCAACCUUCCUGAACCAGAUCUACACAGACCUCUACAUCACAGAGGGAGGGACCCCUGAGAUUAACAACAAGCAUGAAGUCAGACUGAUCGAAACCGCAUCCAGGAAACCACACGCACCUGAAAUGACCAUAAGACAGGAAGACAUCUUCAAUCCACCCUCCCGGAGAGAGAGACCGAUCAGGACAGUGAUGACCAAGGGAGUGGCUGGCAUUGGGAAAACCGUCCUGACACAGAAGUUCACUCUAGACUGGGCUGAGGGCAAGGCCAACCAGGACAUCCAGUUCUUGUUCCUGUUCACCUUUAAAGAGCUGAACGUGCUGAAAGACAAGAAGUGCUGCUUGGUGGAUCUUGUUCAUCAGUUCUUUAAUGAAACCAAAGAUGCAGGAUUCAGGAGGUUUAAGGAAGCCAAUGUUGUUUUUAUCUUUGACGGUCUGGAUGAGUGUCGACUUCCUCUGGACUUCCACAACAAUCAGAUCCUGACAGAUGUCACAGAGCCCGCCUCAGUGGAUGUGCUGCUGACAAACCUCAUCAAGGGGGACCUGCUUCCUUCUGCUCGCCUCUGGAUAACCACACGACCUGCAGCAGCCAAUCAGAUCCCUCCUGAGUGUGUUGACAUGGUGACAGAGGUCAAAGGGUUCACUGACCCUCAGAAGGAGGAGUACUUCAGGAAGAGAUUCAGAGAUAAGAAACAGGCUGGUAGAGCCAUCUCCCAAAUCAAGACGUCCCCGAGCCUCAACAUCAUGUGCCACAUCCCGGUCUUCUGCUGGAUCACUGCCACUGUCCUGGAGGACGUGUUCAACACCAGAGAGGGAGGAGAGCUGCCCAGGACCCUGACUGAGAUGUACAUCCACUUCCUGGUGGUUCAGACCAAACAGAAGAACAUAAAAUAUAACAAGGAAGCUGACAUGGAAUCACACUGGAACAAAACAAACAGAGAGGUGAUCAUGUCUUUGGGAAAACUGGCCUUUGAGCAGCUGCAGAAAGGAAACCUGAUCUUCUAUGAAUCAGACCUGACCGAAAGUGGCAUCAAUAUCAGAGAGACCUCCAUUACAUCAGGGGUGUUCACGCAGAUCUUUAAAGAGGAGAGAGGACUGCACCAAGAAAGGGUGUUCUGCUUCAUCCAUCUGAGUGUUCAGGAGUUUCUGGCUGCUCUUCAUGUCCACCUGACCUUCUUUGACUCAGGUGUUAAUCUGCUGUCCGCAGGACAAACUGCAUCUACCAAUACUCUGAUAUACAGAGCUGCAGAGACACAGUUCUACCAGAGCGCUGUGGAUGCAGCUCUCCUGAGUCCCAAUGGACACAUGGACUUGUUCCUCCGCUUCCUCUUGGGACUUUCACUUCAGACCAAUCAGACUCUUCUGCAAGGUCUGCUUACACAGACAGGAAGUUGUUUGGAGGUAAACCAGGAAACAGCCCAGUACAUCAAGAAGAAGAUCGGUGACAAUCUCUCCUCUGAGAAAAGCAUCAACAUGUUCCACUGUCUGAAUGAGCUGAAUGAUCGUUCUUUAGUGGAGGAGAUCCAACAGGCCCUGAGAUCAGGAAGGCUGUCUGCAGAUGAACUCUCUCCUGCUCAGUGGUCAGCUCUGGUCUUCAUCUUACUGUCAUCAGAGAAAGAUCUGGACAUGUUUGACCUGAAGAAAUACUCUGCCACAGAGGAGGCUUUUCUGAGGCUGCUGCCAGUAGUCAAAGUCUCCAACAAAGCUGUGUAAGUCGGCGGAUGUACUACAGAGUAAAAACCUUGCCAUCUUUGAAGAGGUGGAAAAAUGAUUUUCAUUCUCGCCUUUCUUUGCAGGCUGAGCAGCUGUAACCUCACAGAGAGAAGCUGUGAAGCCCUAUCCUCAGUCCUGAGCUGUCAGUCCUCCAGUCUCAGAGAUCUGGACCUGAGCAACAACAACCUCCAGGAUUCAGGAGUGAAGCUUCUGUCAGAGGGACUCAAGAGUCCACACUGCACCCUGGAAGUGAUCAGGUUAGGAUUCAAGACUGUUUUCUUCUGCUUAAAUCCUAGUUUACAGUAAAAGCUCGACUUGUCUCAUGCUGAAUACCAACAGAACAACAUCCUGUUGCUCCCUGUAGUGGCGAAAAAGUCACGUUUUACUUUAAUCAACUUUCUCCAUCAAUCUAAAACCGAAUGCAACACACUGAAAACAGACUGUUUUCCUCCUGCUUCCUAAAGAGAGGCACACAGUCUGAUAUGAUUAUUUUUCAGUUAUAGCCCAACAAAAAGAGUAAGAUAAUAACUAUUUUCAAUCUUAUUUUGCGUUAAUAUAACUGAAAAGGUUCGUGAAUAGCAAAGUAUGAGUUCUGGGUUUAUCUCUGUUCGCAUAUGUAUGAGUUAUUGUAAGUUUUUGCGCUGCAGCUUGAACAAAACCCGUUUGACAGGGAAAAAAUGUGGUUAAUGCACUUCUCAGCACCCUGCUGAGGUCAAAACAGGUGAACAGGUGUGUCUCAACUAUAUUGUCCGUAUUCAUACUUGCAGAACAUUUUUAAAGUGUUAUUGUUGCUGCUUUUACGCUCAUAUUUAAUGCAUUUUCUAAUACUGUAAUUUCCGUGUUACGGUGUUCCUGUCUCCCUUCAUGCGUAUUAGUGGUGCAACGGAUCAUCAUUGAUCCGUGAUCCGUUCGGAUCUACGUCAUCGGUUCGGCACACACGUGACCCGCGGUUCGAUUUCUGAAAAAAAAAUGUGGCUUCCCUGUCAACGAUGAUGAAGAAGGAAAGAGGUCAGUGGACAAAACUGCGAAGGUGUGUAGGCACUGUGGCAUAAGAAAGCCAUAUGACAGUGGAAACACAUCGAGCAUGUUCACGCAUUUGAAAGCGACAAUCCGACCGGGUUAAAGCUAUCACAAACGCUAUCGGUGUGUUUAUAGCUACAGACAUGAGGCCAUAUUCAGUUGUGCAAACGAGGGCUUUAAAAACAUGCUGAAAGUGCUUGAGCCACGUUACAACAUCCCACCGCGCACACACUUCAUUUUUGGUUCAUUGUUACAUUUUAAAGGAAGGAGAUAUGCCUAUAUAUUGCACUUUAAGUUGUUUUUCAUUAAUUAUUAUGUUGAAAAGAAGAUAUUAUGCCGUAUGCACUACUUUUAUAUAUUUUAAUUCAACCAUUUAAGUGUUUAAUAUACAGACAAAACUUAUGUUUAUUUGUCUUGUUUUUUUUUUUUUUUUUGCUUUUUGCUGAUCCGAAAAAUGAUCCGAUCCGUUACUCUUGAUCCGAGGAACGAUCCGAUCCGUGAGUGUUGUGAUCCGUUGCACCACUAAUGCGUAUGUGCUUCCAUGGUCACAUCAUAGAACUGUAAACUCUGGAUCAUUUCCUUAUCUAAAGUCUGCAGAAAUGCCCCCUUAUUAACAGCGAUUUAACAGUAGGACAGGCCUCAGCCCUUAUAAACUUAUCAGGAACUUGCCUGAAAGUCGGUGAGUGUGUGAGGGCAGACAUUGAGACUGGGCCAUUGUGCCUGCUGCCGUUCCCUUUAGGAGUGAGGUGCCCCUGCAGACAGCAGAUUUCAGCCUUUCUACUUGGAUGGAGAGGGCUGGAGCUGGCAUGUCUAACUUCUGUCUAUGAAUUGUGCCUCUUCAUACACAGAAACCACACUCAGACACAUAAAGAUCCCCCUGCAUGGAGGAGACAGACAUGGACUUGGCAGGAACAUAAACCAGAAUAACUUGUCAUGCAGACAAGCUUUAUUGAUAAGUAACAUCCCGUGCUCUUAGCAUCAGUAAAGGAAAGAAGUUAAAUUUGAUUUGUGAUUUGUGUCUCUUUGCUGGAUCACCAGACCUUUGUUUUGUUUGAUGAGAUUAGAUUAGAUGGAACUUAAUUGAUCCUUUUGGGAAGGUUCCCUCAGGAAAAAAUAACUGUUGGUAUUGUAUAUGCAAUGGCCCAUGCAGGGCUUAAGAUAUAAGGAGAUAAUAGAGCAGUAUCCAAGCCCUCUGACCAAAUAAAAAUGUAACUACACUCCAUCAACAAAAACACAGACAGCAUACCAUGAGUAGGAGCACUGCUGUGUGAAAGCACAUGGCACCUGUGGUGCUUUCAAUAGACAGAGCUCACAGUAUUCUGAACAAAGUUUCACACAAAUUGCACCAUUUUAGUAAAAAGAAUGUUAUUGAGUAAAUAUAAAAUCAUUCUUUUUUGUUUGUUACUGUUAGCAGGGAAAAUGUCCGUCAGUGACAAACAUAUCAGUUAUGAUAUAGUACUACUCAUGAUGGCAAGGAGACAUUUCUCCCACCACAGUCCCCUCGGCUGAUGUCUGGUUUAUUUGCAGGCUGUCCGGCUGUCGUAUCUCAGAAGAAGGUUGUAUCUCUCUGGCUUCAGCCCUGAAAUCCAACCCUACUCAUCUGAAAAAGCUGGACCUGAGCUACAAUCAUCCAGGAGACUUGGGUGUGAAGCUACUGUCUGCUGGACUCGAGAGCCGAGACUGGAAACUGGAUACUCUAAGGUAAGGGGGGACCUUGGGCAAGGGAGGUUAAGUUUUUAAAUCAGGCUGUCCCUGGUUGUCCUCGAUGUUUUCUUUUCACCAUCCUCUUUACCUAAGAAAGUACAGAGACCUCCUCCAUAAUCUGUGCUGAGAUGGUGUGUAUUGGUGCACUGUUCAGAACUGAGAGGCCCAUUGUGAGUUUGAGCUCCAGUGGCUCUUUUCACAAACUUGAAACAAAUCAACCAGAAAAUCCCCUCUGGGAAAUUUUGACAGGGCCACUGGGGCUACUGUCAGGGAGUGUACAUUUUAAUAUGCUUUAAACAUUUCAAACAAUUAAUGCUAGUACCAUUGUGACAAGGACCACAACCACAACCAGCAUCACUGUUUCAAGAAUUUAUUUAUACCAAAAAGAAAAAAGAAAAAAAAGAUGACUUUGCUGGAGAAGUGGAUAAUUAAGAAACUCGAAUAAUUGCUCAUUUUUUUUGGUGGUGGUGGUGGAGAUUUUUUCUGCAAUACAUGUACAAUAGAGAAGAGUAAUGGCACACCAUCCUGAUCAAACAGUUUGUUUUGAUUUAUACUUUGUCCUACAACUCUUCAAGCUAUAGGGGCGAGCUAAAAACACACAGACCAAAACAAAAACAACCUGUGCAGAGUUCUCAGACAUCUCUACAGCAAUGGAUCUCAAAGUGGUCCUGCUUUGCAGGAUAUUUAUCUGAAUGUAGUUCUUGCACAUCUUGAAAGCUACAUUUGAUAUACAAUAAGUCAAAAAUCCAAACUGAGACAUUCAUUUCUUUGUGGGGGUGAACCAGCUUUUGUGCCUAGUGGUGAGGUGAGUUUGUUCGACGCUAAAAAUCUAUGUGCUGGUCUGAUCCUGUCCUCCAUUCAGAUUGGAGCCUGGUGGAGUCAAGUGGAUGAAACCUGGUCUGAGGAAGUGUAAGUGUGUUUUUGAUUUGACAAAAAUCUAAUGUUAGUCAGAUCUCUGAUAUCAUGAAUGCAUCAGCUGAUGACGACUGUGGCUCAUCAGUGUCUCUUUUUCUCCAUCAGAUUCCUGUGAGCUCUCUUUGGACACAAACACCGUGAACAGGAACAUUAAACUAUCUGAUGAAGACACAAAGUGGACAUAUUUGGAGGAGGAACAGCCAUACCCUGAUCAUGCAGACAGGUUUGACAAGUGGCCUCAGGUGCUGUGCAAAAAUGAACUGACAGGUCGUGGUUACUGGGAGGUAGAGUGGAGCGGGCUGGCGUAUGUAUCAGUGAGCUACAGAGGACUCAGCAAAACAGGGGACAUGUUCGACAGCAGGUUUGGGAGGAAUGACAUGUCCUGGAGUUUGGAGUGCUCUGAGGAUGGUUACUGUUUCUGGCACAAUAACAAAGCCACGUACAUCUCCUCAUCCUCCUGCUCCUCCUCUAACAGAGUAGCAGUGUACGUGGAUUGUCCUGCUGGCACUCUGUCCUUUUUCAGCAUCUCAUGUGACAAACUGAUCAACCUCCACACCACCAAAACCACCUUCUCUGAACCUCUGUACCCCGGGUUUGGGAUAGGUUUCUGGUCUAACAGGUUUGGAUCUACAAUGUCUCUUUGUCGUCUGCAGGAGGAGGGAGAUUCUCCCUCAUCUGACAUGUUUUGACGACUGUCUAGAGACAUUCCAUGUGCACAGGAUCAUGAAUCUGGUUUUAGCCAGACCUGGUCUAAAAAAGCAACAUUAAAAAAUGGAAGAAAUAUCUGGAGAUGCAUAAAUGGUUCUCUGCAGGAAAAUGGUGGUUGCUCCAUUUGGGUGGAAAUUGAGUCUUUGCUCCAGAUGAAAGGGUUCAAGUAUCUUGGGGUUUUGGUCACCAGCAAGGGAAAACUGAUUAUGAGAUAUUAUGGGUAGAGACCUUAGGGUAGGCUUAGAACUCACUGGAAGGAUUAUAUAUCUGGCCUGGCCCUGAGCCUUGGGAUCCUGGAGAAGGAGCUUGAAAGUUUUCAUGAUGAGAGGGCAAUCUGACGUCUUGCAGUUUGUGUCCAUACAGUUCCUUUGUUGAGUUUUGCUGUUGAGGUGUCCUCAUGGAGAGGAUGUGUUUAGCUGAGCAGGUAACUGCAUGUUUACCUGCUCUGAGCUCUUCUGCUGCAGGAGAUGCUUGUUAGACUCUAGCAAUGACAGAGAAGCACAUUUUUGGGUCAGUUUACCUCUGCUGAGUGUUACUAUUGAUAAGAUAUGUACUAAUUUUACUUUAAUCACUUUAUUUGUUAGGGACUGUUCAUGUUAUGAUGUGGCCCCAGUGUUAUUUUUAACUUAAAGGGAUAUUCCGGUAAUGCACCCAUCUAGCGCUUAUAGGUCUUCUAGCCAUUCUUGGAUGGCCUUUUAAAAAGAGGCACUUUGGACUCUAAAAUAUACAUAAAAACAAAGCAGAUAAUGGAAGGGACCCUGUUAUAAUACAUCAUGGGAAUUUGUGUUUGUGGCCUAAUAGAGAAACCAAACCUGGUUUUGCCCUUGGUCAGGCUUUAAAUAACCGAUGCAACAAAACAAUAUCACUAUCUAUAUUUUUGAAGAUGACUGCAACUAUGGAAAAAGUGUUAAUUUGUAACCACACAUAUUUACUUAAAUUAUUUUUAAUUUUUAAUUUUAAGUUGUUUUUUCCCCAAAAUGAAUAAUAAGAUAAGACACGUGACUCUAAAGUAGAAAUCUCAGACUGCUUCUCUCUUUCUAAGGAGGCAGGUGUGAAAAUAGUUCAUCUCUUGAAUGUAUUUUUUUUGGUCUAAAAACACAUUUGAGCGUCAGCUCUACAGGGUUUAUUUUCCUUAUUACAUUUUUCCAAAUGGGUGUUUAAAAAAUAACUAAUAACUAAAUAUAUACACCUGAGCGUGCUCUUAGUCUUGUUCUUAGUUGUGCACAUCGCAUCAUAAAUAUGUUGCUAUUAUCAUAUUGUAAUACUGAAUUAUUUUUUCAGGUACAUUUUUUAAAUGCCCAAACUUAGUAUCUGUGAUGAUGAAGAGAUUUUGAUGCUCUAACUUUUAUUGGGACCCAUGUCCUCUCAAAUCACUACCUCUGUGUCCUGAUGGCUCUCUACAAAGAGAAGUUUUCAACUUCAGUGAAGUUGGUUCUUGUGAACCUCUGCAGGCAUUUCAUCUGCUCCAUCAAAACAGCUAGCAACUGUCUUCACGUAAGUGCAAUUACAACCUAUCUGCUUCCUUUUAAGAUACUUGUCAUUUAGUUUUCUUGUUGUUCUGUUUUGUUAAUCGUGAAAAUUGUUACAUUUCAUAUCAUUGAAUAUUCUUCGUGUUUCUAAAUGUAAUAUAUAUUUACUUUGGCUGAAUUUGAUGAUCCACAAUGUGAGUAACGGGGAGCUUCCAGCAUUCUCAGCCAUUUCCCUUAAGUGCCACAAAUCUGUAUCUGUAGUCUCUGUUAAAAUCAGACAAGCCAUGUCCGCACUUUUCUCAUUGCUCUUUUAAUCCCAAAAAUAAGCUCAUUGUCUCAUCUGUGUGAUCAUGAGGUUGGAUCUAAUGAUGAAACAUUCAGGAAAGGUCUGCUUGUGAGUGUUUUCCCAAACAAGUGGCUUGUUGAUGUCCAUUAUUUCUGUUACAACUUUCAGGUCACAAUAUUGUCUUUUUUUCUGUUUCUUUUACAAUAAAGACAUACGAUACUCCAUUAAGUGUGUGUUGCUCAUGUCCAUGAUCUAGAUUAGAUCCCUUCUCCUCGAUCAGGCCACAUCACCUCUUUGUUUUCAAGCAUGUGUUUAAGUUAGAACACAAAGGAAAUGCAGGCGCAGGUCACCUUUUUUUCACCUUUUUAUGAAGUUUUUUGUUAGUGAGGAAGGUUAGUCAUUGUAUUUUAGUUUCUGUGUUUUCAGGUUAGUCACUGUAUUAACUUAUCAUUUUUAUCAGCUCACAAAACAGUAAAAGCAGUACAGAUGAGCACAGCGUUGGAUUUCAGUAACAGGCAAACCCCCAUCAGGAGAGCUGAAAAUUCUGUCCUCUCUGAGGUACAGUGAACUAUUUAGGGCCACAGAAAGUGUCAUUUUGACCUCAAAUUAAAGAUCACAUAUUUGGGAAGUUUUUAAAAUCCAAACACAGCACUCACUUGACCAUGAAUAUUAAAAAGCACCAUUUCUUGAGAGACUUCAUGGAUUGAACAUUGAUUUUAUUGCUUUUUGAUGAAUUUUUUUUAAAUGAUAAGAAUGUAGGAGCAGCCAGCACCAGAAUCUUAGUAUAUGAUUUUUCACUGAGUUUCAGGAUACUUCAUGCCAAAUUUCACACUUGUUUGACAGGAAGGGCCACAGUCACCGCUUAUUUUCAGGAUUAACAUAAUCAUGCCAGAAGCACUUUCCAAAACAAGGGUUUUUGGACCCAUGAAGCCAAACGGCCCCUAGUUAAGAGGAUAGACUGUAUAUAAUGUAUAUACAGGGCAUCCAGAAAGUAUUCAUACCACUUCACUUGUGUCAUGUCAACAUGUUGAAAAGGUAUGUUGCCAGUGCUCAAACUGUUGUGCCGUCCGACACCGCUGCACAACGUGCCUCUCCUGUGGUGUCUGUGGCUUCUCCCCUUACGGCUUCAGGUGCUUUAUUGCUUCGCUGUUCUGUCCUGCUGUCCUGGCUCUGACAGCGAGGAGCCGGUCGCCGUGUAAAGGGACAUGAGCACGAAUAAACUGUAGUCGGUCUGCACGCCGGCUGGACUGGACCAGUGUAUGCAUGGUGCGCUGACGUUACCAGCCCAAUUAUAAGGAAUAGUUUUAAGGAGUGACAGUGUUACUGUGGGGGUCACUCUUAUUCUUAUUAGUUAAUUCAUUUCGGGUUUUUUUCUUUAUUUGGUUUCCAAGUUUUCUUUUAUUAAUGAGCUUAUUGUCCUUCUUUGGUUAAUUGGUAUGUUUUGAUUAAUUAAGGAAUAUCUUCCUUUUCUACUUUAAGUAUUGUUUUCUUUUUGUGUGUUCUAAUUUGGUUUUUCAUGAGUUGGCAGCAUAGAUGUGUUUUGCCCAAGCUAAUUCGUGGCUGCUACCCAUAUUAUUAGUAUAGUUUAUUAUUUUGUGCCGGUAUCUUUCGUCCCUUUCAGUUGCUGAGAGCUUGCGGUGGUGGUUCCUGGUGUCCUGGUGGUGGUUUCCCUCAUAGUGUGCCAUUUAUCCCCUGUUUUUUUUUUGUUAUUCUCACCGAGUGAGUGUUGUAUGAUUGCCACGUGUGAUUGGGGUGCCUUUUCUUCUUUGGGAUCCCCCACACCCCGUUCUUAGAUUCAUUCUCCAUUCGGUAAGCCUCAGCACCUGAAAAAAGGCUCCCUCCCCCCUGUGUGUGUGUGUGUGUGUGUGUGUGUGCCAUGGUUUUAUUGAUAAUUAAAAAUGUUUAAAUAUAUGUCCGCAUUUUGUAAGAUUGGAACCACGUCUCCUGCUCUCUAUUCACAGUAAACGAACCUGAGUGCCUUAAAAACUAAUUCCCGCAAAACUAAUUCUUUGGGCGAAAUUCCCAAAGUGGCGUUGUUGGUUGUCCUUAACAAUUCAAAUUAAAAUCUGUCUUAUUUCACCCUCGAGUUGCCACAUUUGCAUGGAUUAAAUGCGUCCCACGAAUCAGCAGUCCCUUUUUAAUAAACUUAAGAAAGCUUGGAAUGCAAUCCCUAGAACAUACCUUAAAAAACUUGUGGAACGAAUGCCUGGUAUAUGCCAAGCUGUUGUUAAAGCCAGAGGUUACUUUAAAGAAAGCAAAGUCUAAGCAACAAUAACUGAUAAGUUACUCUUUACACAAUAGUCAUGUUUAUUGUGUUGCAAAUUAUAAACAUGAAACUAUGAUCUUUUUUUUGUACAAAUCUGAUCUUGCUUCCAAACCUUUGGCCUGUAGUGUACACUAAUGGAUACAACCACAAAUAAAUAUGGAAACCAAACAUUAAACAACCCCCCACCCACAUCCCACCCACAGCUCAACACGACCAACACACCUAUUACAGGUUGUUCACACAAUACACAAGACAGCAAUAACAGGUACACAUUCAAUCAGGUAGCACCUCUAAAUCAGUGAAAUAGGAAAUAAAGGGUUGCCAUUUAAAGAAAAAUUUGGCUGUGCAUCCUCUCAAGGUGUAUUUGAUUUUUUUCAAGCUUUAAGAAAAACAUGGUGUCUAUGAGCUACCAGGAGACAGAAGGAUAUUUAGCAGACUUCAAAUGCAGCAAUAAGGAACGUCUUGCUAAUAAAGAAGUGAAAGCUGUAAUGUCCUUUUGCACAGAGUUCAACACGAGUGAGGGGUUAGGAAUCCCAAAUAUAGCAAUCAGAGGACAAGGUUGAAGAUUUACACCGAGAACAGUGGACAUAACCUCAAAAUAACCAGUCCAGAAACAUUCCAGAUCUGGAAAGAGAAAAAACAUGUAGCUAUGGUGGCAAGGUAAACCAUGACAUUUAUCACAUCUGUCCUCCACUUCUGGAUGAAGUUCAGAAAGUCUUGAUUUAGAGAAAUGUGCCUUGUAAAGGACCUUAAAUUGAAUAAGUGCAAGACGAGCACAUGAGAAGGAAGAAUGUAUCCUGUCUAUGGCCUGCCCCCAGGACUCAUCAUGGAUUUGCGUACCUAGUUUGCUCUCCCACGUACACUUAAAUUUAGUAUCAGAAUGAUUGUCAAAAGCCAAGAUAUUACCAUACAGCUUUGAAAUGAUCCCUCUGUGAUGAGGAGUAAAUGAAAGCAUGCUUUCCCACUGUUGUUCUGGAGGUAAAGAGGGAAAAUCAGGGAAACUCUUUGCCACAAAUGUACGAAUUUGGAAAUAGUGAAACAGAUGAGUAGCUGGGAGCAAUCAAAGACGCCAUUUACAUACAGAUGUCUAAAUUGUUUAAUGCCUUUGUCAUGCCACAUUGAAAAUACAGAGUCUGAAAUUGAUGGAAGAAAUAAAUGGUUGCCUUUAAGGGGAGUCAAGGAAGAUGCAGCCACAAAUUUGAAGUGCCGUCUGAGCUGAUACCAGAUCUUGAGAGUGUUAAGAACUACUCAACUAUCGGUAUAUAUAUAGAGAUUCACAGGCAAAGAGGAAUAGAGAAGAGCAGGAAUAGAAGAUCCCCUGCAGGAUGAAAGUUCCAAUCUACACCAAGAAACUCCAGAAGAUUUCAACCAAUAGCAGAGUUUAUGGAUGUGAGAAGCCCAAUAAUAAUAUAGAAAGUUAGGUAGUGCAAGUUCUCCGCUAAGUCUGCACCUCUGAAGUAAAGUUUUUCGAACCCUGGGAGAUUUCCCAGUAGCUGUUGAAGAUGACAUGCAGCAGCAUUAAUGGGAAAACAUUGACUCUUCCCCAAAUUGAAUUUAUAACCCGAAAAGGUGCCAAAGUUCUCCAGAAUACUCAAAACAGCAGGGAUAGAAAGUGCAGGGUCAGAAAUAUAUAAUAAAAAAUCAUCCGCAUACAAUGAUAAUUUGUGUACAAUCCCAUUACGGGCGAUGCCUUUGAAUAAAGGCGAGGAUCUUUACGUAAUAGACAGAGGCUCGAUAGCGAUGGCGAAAAGCAGAGGCAACAGAGGACAACCCUGACAAGUACCACGUCCAAGGCCAAAAUAAACUAAGUAAACGUCAUUAGUAUGGGCACUAGCCAUACAGUAGGGGAUGAAUAAAGGAGGCAAAUCCAAGAAAUAAAUUCAUCACCGAAACCGAAUCUUUUCAAAACAGCAAACAAGUACUCCCACUCUACCCUAUCAAACGCCUUUUCGGCAUCUGUAGAAAACACAAGUUCAGCCGAAUUUCUUGAAUAAAUUAUGUUGAAAAGUGUACAGGUAUUAAAGAACAAUUGACAACCCUUAAUAAAACCAUUCUGCUCCUCUGAGAUAAUAUGAGGAAGCACAUUCUCCAAACGGGAUACAAUUACUUUAGCCAACACCUUUACAUCAGCAUUAAGCAGGGACAACGGCCUAUAGGAACCACAGCUGGUCGGAUCCUUGUCUUUAUUGAGAAGGAGAGCAAUAGUGGCUUGUGUCAAGGUUGGUGGUAAAGAAUGUCGUGGAAGUUUUUCCUGUUGCUGCUGGUGAAGAAUGAAAUAGAGACUUCUGCCGGCUGACAAGGUUUUAUUUUCUUUGCAAAGAAAAGGUCAAUCUGCAUCCAAGCGGUCAGAAUCCAGAAAGACCCAGAACAUGGGUAAACAUGAACAUUUAUGCUUGAGGACCGCCCCUCAGAGGGCAAGGUAUGGGGCUUUGAUGUUGGCAUCUUUUGUUUUCUGUGGGGACCGUCACUCCACCCCUCCCGGGGUGAUGAUGGGGAUGUUUCACACCUGGAGUAUCCUGCAGGAUGUUGUAUCUUGCUGGGAAAUAAGGAAGUCUAGACAUCAUAAUUAACUGAUAUGUUGGUAGGAAAGUCUGUUGUGGGGAACCUCAAGCAGUUCUAACAAAGAUAUUAAAAUUACAAUAACAAGAAUCACUGUCUAGGGAUUCAUUGAAUACAGAUAACAGUAGAGGUGCUAAUUCAUCAAUAAAUGUUUUGAAAAAUUCAAUUGGAAACCCGUCAGGGCCUGGGGCUUUAUUAGACUGCAAUGCCCUAAUUGCGUUUGAUACUUCUCCAAGGGAGAGCGGGGAGUCCAGACGUGCGGCAGUAUCAGCAUCAAUAACAGGAUUCGAUAGGUUCUGAAGAAAAUCAUACAUUUUAGCAACAUCCGUGGGAAAUUCUGAUUUAUGCAAUGAAGAGUAAAAAGAUUUAAAAACAGCAUUAAUCUCCAAAGGAUCUGUUGUAAUAGAAUCACAAGUAUCCUUAAUAGCAGGUAUCAAACGGGAAGUUGCCUGUCGACGCAACUGAUGUGCCAAUAAACGACUAGCCUUGUCACCAUGCUCAUAAUAUGAACCACGACUACAUAUUAUCAAGUGCUCUGCCUCUUCAGUGAAAAAAUUUUGCUUGCAAAUCAAAACAUUGCU
Messenger RNA from Xyrichtys novacula (pearly razorfish), 31603 nucleotides. NCBI's taxonomy places the organism in Eukaryota, Metazoa, Chordata, Actinopteri, Labriformes, Labridae. The record is from the annotation of a GenBank genome assembly.